Messenger RNA from Tarenaya hassleriana, 1106 nucleotides. RefSeq names its product zinc finger protein AZF2. NCBI's taxonomy places the organism in Eukaryota, Viridiplantae, Streptophyta, Magnoliopsida, Brassicales, Cleomaceae. The record is from RefSeq and is a predicted model, not a curated record. Gene Ontology annotation, molecular function: DNA-binding transcription factor activity. Bases 231 to 794 code for a protein of 187 amino acids. The transcript has a single exon.
AGAAAAGGAAACAUGUAGAGAAAAGGAAACUCUCCGUUAGGCAUAUACGUACACAUAUAGAGACAGUUGACCGACUUAACAUUUUUGAGCCACGUGGUUACAUAUAAAAGGAGUCCAAAACCGUCGAGGAGCAGGCACAGUUCUUCACUCCCUGUCUCUCCCUCUAGAAUUCGAAAUUCUUCCUCUCUCUUCGAAGAACAAAUCUCGAAAUCUUUUAUCGGUUUUUUUACAUGGCCCUUGAAGUGAUGAAUUUUCCGACACCGCCGCCGCCGCUCGAGAAGUUCCGGCGAGAAGAAGAAGAUGUAAUAAACGACGCCGUUUUCAUGGAGCCUUGGCUCAAACGCAAACGCUCGAAACGCCAGCGUUCACCGGAUGCUUCUCCGUCCUCAUCGCCGCCUGGCCCCACCGAGGAUGAGUACCUCGCUCUCUGCCUUAUCAUGCUCGCCCGCGGCCGACCCACCGCGACCGCUCAAACACCAACGCAAACUGAAACGCAAACGCAAACGCAAACGCAAACGCAACAACAGAAGCUUUCGUACAGGUGUGGCGUGUGCGAAAAGGCGUUUCCUUCUUACCAAGCUUUAGGCGGUCACAAGGCGAGCCACCGCGUCAAGAACGCCGCCGAUAAUGCCUCCGUCUCCGGAUCAAGAACUCCGGCGACCGUCUCCGGGAAGAUCCACGAGUGCUCGAUAUGCCAAAAGGUAUUUCCGACGGGGCAAGCCCUGGGGGCCACAGCGGAGGCGGAGGGAGCACGGAGUCGGAGGAGCGGAGCCGUCGUGGGUACAUCGAUCUGAACUUGCCGGCGUUCCCGGAGUACGGCGGAGGAGUGGAGGUGGAGAGUCCCUUGCCGGUGAAGAAACCGCGUUUCUUGACCGACCACGAUGACGUCAUCAAGGGAGGAUUAGUUUCCACGAUUCUGAAAAUGUAAAAAAUGUUUCUUUACGAACCCUUUGAUUCAAUCACAUAGCUUACUUUCUCAUAUUGAAUUCCAUAGUUCAUUUUUUUUUGUAUAUUUAUAUGCCUUGAUUUCUUUUCUAUUUAGAACUAGUCGUAUUGUAAGGUUUUAUUCGUUUUUUCUUGUUGUGGUUGAUUCAAAUUUAAUGAUU